GUCGCGCAGCCUCGUCCCCGCCGCCGCCAUUGGAGUCGGCGUCCCCUCCGCUUGUCCGCUCCGGCCCUUCGCCCGACCGCCGCUCCCGGCCCGCGCGCCUAGUGCCGCCGCUGCGCUCGGCCGCGCCCGCGGAGUUGGCGGCGAGGCCCGGGGCCGCGUGCGCGGGCCGACAGGCCCGGCCUCGCGGGAGGCCCAAGCCCUCGGCGCCCGCCCCGCGCCGCGCUGUUCAUGAAGCAUGUCGGCCACCAGCGUGGACCCCCAGAGAACAAAAGGACAAGAUAAUAAAGUACAAAAUGGUUCUUUGCAUCAGAAGGAUACAGUUCAUGACAAUGACUUUGAGCCCUACCUUUCUGGACAGUCCAAUCCGAGUAACAGUUACCCCUCGAUGAGCGAUCCCUACCUGUCCAGCUACUAUCCACCAUCCAUCGGAUUUCCUUACUCCCUCAAUGAGGCGCCGUGGUCCACCGCAGGGGACCCUCCAAUUCCAUACCUCACCACUUAUGGGCAGCUCAGUAACGGAGACCAUCAUUUCAUGCACGAUGCUGUUUUUGGGCAGCCGGGAGGCCUGGGGAACAGCAUGUAUCAGCAUAGGUUUAGCUUCUUCCCUGAAAACCCUGCAUUCUCAGCGUGGGGGGCAAGUGGUUCUCAGGGGCAGCAGACCCAGAGCUCUGCAUAUGGAAGCAGCUAUACCUACCCUCCAAGCUCCCUGGGUGGCACGGUUGUUGAUGGGCAGACAGGUUUUCACAGUGAUACCCUUAAUAAGGCACCUGGGAUGAACAGCCUGGAGCAGGGCAUGGUUGGCCUAAAGAUCGGGGAUGUUACCACCUCUGCGGUCAAGACGGUGGGCUCUGUUGUCAGCAGUGUGGCACUGACAGGUGUCCUUUCUGGCAAUGGUGGGACAAAUGUAAAUAUGCCAGUCUCAAAACCAACCUCUUGGGCUGCUAUUGCUAGUAAGCCUGCAAAACCACAGCCUAAAAUGAAAACAAAGAGUGGGCCUGUAGUCGGGGGUGCCCUGCCUCCUCCACCUAUAAAGCAUAACAUGGACAUCGGCACCUGGGAUAACAAGGGGCCUGUGCCGAAGGCCCCAGCCCCCCAGCAGGCACCAGUCCCCCAGUCUGCCCCACAGCCCCUGCAGGUGGCCCAGCCUCUCCCAGCUCAGCCUCCCCCAUUGGCCCCUCCACAGUAUCAGAGUCCUCAGCAGCCACCCCAAACCCGCUGGGUCGCCCCUCGAAACAGAAAUGCUGCCUUUGGGCAGAGUGGAGGGGCUAACAGUGAUAGUAACUCUCCUGGAAAUUCCCAGUCUAAUUCUGCCCCUGGUGUAGACUCCCACCCCGUCCUUGAGAAACUGAAAGCCGCCCACAGCUACAACCCUAAAGAAUUUGAUUGGAACCUUAAAAGCGGGCGGGUGUUCAUCAUAAAGAGCUAUUCUGAGGACGACAUCCAUCGCUCCAUCAAGUACUCCAUCUGGUGCAGCACGGAACAUGGCAACAAGCGCCUGGACAGCGCCUUCCGUGCUGUGAGCAGCCAGGGGCCUGUCUACCUGCUCUUCAGUGUCAACGGGAGUGGGCAUUUCUGCGGGGUGGCGGAGAUGAAGUCUCCUGUGGACUAUGGCACCAGUGCUGGGGUCUGGUCUCAGGACAAGUGGAAGGGCAAGUUUGACGUGAAGUGGAUUUUUGUCAAGGACGUGCCCAAUAACCAGCUCCGGCACAUCAGACUAGAGAACAACGACAACAAACCGGUCACAAACUCCCGAGACACACAGGAGGUGCCCCUAGAAAAAGCCAAACAAGUGCUGAGAAUUAUUGCUUCCUACAAGCACACCACCUCCAUCUUUGAUGACUUUUCUCACUAUGAGAAGCGGCAGGAGGAGGAGGAGGUGGUGCGCAAGGAACGGCAGAAUCGAAACAAACAAUAAGGACAAGCCAGUUUCUUAUGUGGUUAGCAGUUCCUUUGAAAGCAGAUUUUAAAACUGUAUGCUUGGUGCUGUCUUCGGCGUCAGCUCCAGUGUGUCGUCCUGUGUGGGUUGAGUUGUGGCAUCUUUACCUUCUUUGUAGUUCAUUUUUGCCAGAUGGGUCUGCAUUCAUUUGUAUUUUUUCUAUGUAUUAUAAUAUUGUAGAACUCACUAAUAAAGAAGUAUUUUUUGUCAGCUUAUCAGUCAGACUGACCUAAUGCAAAAUAUAAAUAUCCUUAAAGACAAUAAAAAACCUAAUACAUCCCAAAGAUUUUUUUUUUAAUUUUGGAAGAAAUUAUGUUCUUAUUAUUUUAUCCAGUCAUUUAUUGUUUCCAUAGGAGACUUUAUUUCUCUCCUCUCUACUGUUUUAUAGCAAAUGUAAGAACACAUGGGUGGUUUUGUUGGAUAGAGUAUGCUGUUAAAAUCUUCACAGCACGAAAUCAAAGAUUAGAGAUCACCCUCUUGUGAUUGAUUUGCCAUUUUUGCUAUCUGUGUUAUCUUUCUAAAAUGUUGAUCUGUCCACUUGGAUUUUCUGCUGGACAGAGAGAUAAGUCUUGAUUUUUCUAACGUGGAGACCACGUUUGUGUGCUGGGAAGAGCCAUCCUUCCUGAUGCCUUGCCCACGCAGAACUGGCCACUUCCCCCCACUGCUGCUGGCUAAUCCGCUGCCAAGGAUUAGGAAGGCGUUUUAGGUCUGGGAUCAGUGUUCAGUUGUUCUUAGUUGUUGGCAGGUCAUUUUUAAUUUCCCCCUUUUUUUUCACUUGAGAACUCCGAUGUCAUCUUAAGUUUUUGUACCAAUAAUACUGAGCUUUAAAAGUAGGAUUUGGUGGUACAGACAGUGUGAUGGGUGAUGCCGCCGACUGUAAAUUCACUGUGUCUAUUUUUUUUUUCUGUCGAAUGGGUGAAAAAAAGCAAAAAAACAAAAAAAUACCCCAAACAAAAAAAUUUCCCUGAAACACCCCCCACACAAAAAAACCCUUUUAGAAAACGAAUUUGCUGUCAUGUUUUGUGGAGUGAGGGCCUGUUGGAGUUCGCCGCCUGGAGUUGGAGUCCAGCAUGGAAGUGGUGCUCACGCCCGCCACCCUCGCACACCGAAUCUGCACGCGCCCGCUGUAGAGGAUCCUUCCUGUCUUAGAGAGCAGAUACCUUCUGAAGCUAUUUACUCCAAAAGACCCUCUGAGUUAAAGUGUAAGCUGUAUUAUUUAGACUUGUAUCUAGAACGUGUCACUUGCUCUGAGUUGUUACUGCCUGUACGGAGUCAUGGACGGCGUUGGAUCGCUGUCCUCUAGGAGAAUACAAGCCUUAAUAAACACCUGUUUAGCAA
This is a messenger RNA of Marmota flaviventris (yellow-bellied marmot), 3274 nucleotides long. It is a transcript of the gene Ythdf1, whose product is annotated as YTH N6-methyladenosine RNA binding protein F1. Gene Ontology annotation, biological process: mRNA destabilization. NCBI's taxonomy places the organism in Eukaryota, Metazoa, Chordata, Mammalia, Rodentia, Sciuridae. Gene Ontology annotation, molecular function: mRNA binding; N6-methyladenosine-containing RNA reader activity. Gene Ontology annotation, cellular component: cytoplasm. The record is from RefSeq and is a predicted model, not a curated record.